Sporisorium graminicola is the source of this 1803-nucleotide messenger RNA. RefSeq lists its product as uncharacterized. The transcript has a single exon. The record is from RefSeq and is a predicted model, not a curated record. NCBI's taxonomy places the organism in Eukaryota, Fungi, Basidiomycota, Ustilaginomycetes, Ustilaginales, Ustilaginaceae. Bases 1 to 1803 code for a protein of 600 amino acids.
AUGUUGGUGAACGUUGAGCCGUUCGGCUGGAGUCUCAACUACGGCCAAAGCGUUCGUGCCCCGGUGGGAGCCCCGCAUGCGGUGUCCGGAAGCCUGGUGCUCCAAGCGGUCAGUUCGGUCAAUCGUCCGCCGUCUGGUGAUCGCAACUAUCUGCCCGAAUGGGCCACGCUCAACACGUCUCCAUCAUCGUGCACGCCGCCGAACGAGCUGGAAGAUCGCUCACUCGUCAUGCCGCCUACGGUUCCCACUCAGCCUGUCCCAUCGUGUCCCAGCUCCGUUCUGAUCCACGAUCCAUUCAGCACGGAGGAACACAGCACGGUACUGCCGCACAAGAUGGAGCAACCUCCGAUGCUGGAGACUGAUUACUUUGGCACUGCGGAAGUUUCCGGUACAUUUGAUGUGACUCCGACGGGUGGCGAGUUCCGGUCGAUGAGGAGCGACUAUGUUGAUAUGCAACACGAUCAAAAUAUGCACAGUCUUAAUCCUAACGUGCUUCCGUCGACGCAGAUCGGUCCCUCUGUCGAAUACCACAUCUUCCAGGGUGACAAACAGCAGGCUGGCAUUGAUCCGUGCUACGGCGGUGACGUCAGCCUCUGCGACACCAGCUUGUGGGAGUACAUCCACAAGUGGGAGAGUCCCGAUUUCAAUGGCUUCGAGGACCCUUCCUACACGUUUGCUUGGCAUUCGAACGAGGAGCCGUCCUUGUUCUCCGGCAGCUUAGCCUCAGAGAGCAGCAAGGCGACCACCGAAGCUUGGACUCCCCCCACCGAUCCGAUGGGCAUCAGUGAUACCGUUAUGAUGCCUGAUCCAUGUGGCAGUGAUGUACACGAAGCCUACAGCCCCAUCAUGCAUAUUUCGACUCCUCUGUCGUUCCCUCAGCCCACGCUUCGCUCCGUGCCCGAGGUUGCCUUCAACCAAGACCGUCGCGAGCUCGCCACCACGCCGGCUGCGUUGUGCAGGCACACAGCGGUCCCAGCGACCUUGGACCCGCUCAAAGUCGCUCUCUACCACAUCCCUCAGCAGAUCAACGACGCUCCGGGCCCGACGGUCUUGCCUUUGUCGUCCGUUGAUGUGUGCUCGAGCCUUGCUCCCCCGCGCACUGUUGCCCCGUCCGAGCCCGCCGUUCAAGCUGCACCCGUCGCCGCCUCGACGCACACUCAUCGCACGACGGCCCGCAAGCCGAACAAGAAGGCGCCGAUCAGGAUCGAGAACGCGGCUCGGCAGCCGGCAAGCCAGCAAACGUGGUCGAAGGCUGCCACCGCCCCGCAACCGCUCGAUGGAGAGCUGUCGCACGACUGCGGUGGUUCGGGUUGCGGUUCGCAGCAUGACCCGCACAACGACUCCGCAUCGACUGGCUUGGAUCUGCUCCAUGGGCAACACGGAAGCUUGAUCCACGUGGAGCUUCCGCCAUCCAUCCCUGCAACAUGCACGGUGUUCAACAACGCCAUCGCCAGCAAUAGCAACGUUUCCGGCGCUACCAACACCACCCUUCUCCCUCGCGCCCCACGAGAACGACAGCUCAAACCUACCGGCAAACUCACCCCGAAGCGCAUGCGCACGUCCAAGUCUACGCGCAAGCCCAAGCUCAGCGUCCGCUACCCCUGCGGCAUGCCCGGGUGCAGCAAGACCUUCUCGAGCGCACACAACCUGAACGAGCACGGGCAGGUGCACGUCUUCCCGCGCGUGAAGGAGUUCAAGUGCCCCUUGCCUGCCUGCGUCGCCGAGCUGAGGGAAUACUAUUUCAAGAGGGACCUGCGCAGGCACAACCGCAAGGUGCAUCCGGAUCUGGUGCUGAAUGCUUGA